Trichoderma virens Gv29-8 is the source of this 2046-nucleotide messenger RNA. RefSeq lists its product as uncharacterized. The record is from RefSeq and is a predicted model, not a curated record. Bases 1 to 1914 code for a protein of 637 amino acids. Gene Ontology annotation, biological process: regulation of chromosome condensation. The transcript is spliced from 2 exons. NCBI's taxonomy places the organism in Eukaryota, Fungi, Ascomycota, Sordariomycetes, Hypocreales, Hypocreaceae.
AUGUCGCCCACUCGCCGCGCCCUUAAGUUGCCCUUAUCCCAGAAGCUGACAUGGACCCUGCAUGGAAUAGAUGCGAAAGAUUCAAAAUCCAAUUCCAGUGAAAAGGGAUUCACCGAUUCCCACGAGACAGUCUCGGAAGCGGUGACACCGAAAGCAUCAGCCGCGAUUAGUACAAGCACCGCCAAGUUGGAAAAAGGAACCGAGGCAAAGAUUUCUUCCAUAAGUAAACCACCAGACACACCGCCGACGCGUCGACGUCGUUUGAUCGAUGCACUGGCAGCCGAGAAGAGUAUUCAAUCUAGUCCAAGCCCAAGCUCAAGCCAAAACCACAACAUUGGCGGAUUAGACCAUGUCAGCAACAAGGAGCAUAAACAUGCUCGAGUCGAACGGCCUAGCUUUCGCAAAGAGGCUCCACUGCGCAGGGCCGGCUCCGAUAGCAGUGUGCUGGAGAGGAGGAGGGUCAAAUUCACUUACAGCCAAUCUCGAAGUUUUAUCCAAGCUUCCCAGGAAUCAAGCGCGGCUGAAUCUACCGACUACCCCUCGCUCAUGGACGAAAUUGAUGAACCGAUAAAGAGACCACCAUCUCCAACCCCCGACGAAGAUGACGACGACGAUGACUUGAAGAACAAGGUUGCCAUCCGGAGUGUGCACGAACUGCGACGAGCUGGUGCCAACAACCGGUCAUCAGAUGAAGUGGACGAUCUGCUGUCAAGAAUUGGGGCUCCAGGGUCUUUGGCUUCAUCCAUGCGUCGAAAUGGCUUGUGUGAGCUAGCGAGCAAGCUACAAAAGAAGGAGUUUAUGAAUCAGUUUCGUGAUCAUGCAUCUCGAGACAACAUAGCCAAGGGAAUCCGCCAUGAGAAAGAUACCAUUAGCGGAUUUCUCCUUGCAGCCAUCUUUGUCAUUUUCCUAUCGGCUGAAACCGCGCCACAUCUGCUUCACCAAUUAACUGAAAACCGAGUAGGCCUGUGGUUGAGUAAUCUCAUUAUGAUGCAAGAGGAUGUUACUGCAAUUGCGGCACAUAAGUCGGCAAAUAUGUCGAGAGCAGGUAGAAGCGCACUGGCUGGCGUUAAGAGCGCGCUGCUAGAAAUGGACUUGUGGCAGGGUUACAAAUUGCAGCAACUUUCUCCACGCACCAUCUCUUUGCAACUGCUCUCUAUGCUGGUCAGGCUAUUGGACCCGCAUGAUGUCCGGGUUCUGUUGGAUGAUACUUUUGCAAGUUUUUCGCAAUUGAGAUCCAGCUUUGCAAAGGAUGAUUCCCGAGACGAAGUCGAUUAUGCUCUUACCAUUCUCAUUAUGGAGGCGGAAUCCAAUUCCACGACGCCGGCCGAGGAACCAUUGAUGAAGAUACGGCAAGAGAUGUCUGACAUUGCUGCGUUCCUCCAAAGCACGCUGCAAUGCUGGCCGAGAACCCGUCAUAAUAUUGACGCCACAUUAUUAAAGCUGGCCAUCAAUACGACCAACAAUGAAACGAGGGCGGCUGCACUUCAAACCAGUCAGCUGAUGUCGAGCCUGGUGUGCUGCAUUACUUCUGGAUUCUCGUCCGUCCAAAGUGCCAUACAGAACUCGGCAUUCGAAAGCAAUAUAUACGACGAGCUUUCAUUGAUUCUCGGCAUCAUGAUUAAUGUUUUGGAGCAUUGCUCGGAUGCCCGAACAUCCAUCCAUGCAGACGAGAUUGAUAAGCUUGUUGCGACCUGGUCUGAAAGCGAGCGAUCAAUAGAAACGACGUCCAAACUCGGCAUCGCAUACAGCUACCUGGCCAUAAUCCUGGGCUAUCUGUAUUUGGGCCAUACGGCGCUGCCGCUGCCUAGUGGCUUGGUUCCAGCUAUCCAACAUUUCAUCAACAUAAAUAAGACGGUCAACAAUAAAACAGCAGAGCUGGAGCAUCUUGUGUAUAGCCUGACCCGGUUGCGAUAGUAAGAGCAUUUAAGAUACCAUGUAUAUAUAUGUACCACAAUUACAGGAUGAAGUACCUAUCUUGGUAAAAAUAAGUUACUUGAAGUUAUAGAAAGUCCUCUAGGUACUAAUAUGCUUGUAUAUCAUUUCUCC